Messenger RNA from Rhodotorula graminis WP1, 2561 nucleotides. RefSeq lists its product as uncharacterized. The transcript has 7 exons. The record is from RefSeq and is a predicted model, not a curated record. Gene Ontology annotation, biological process: protein phosphorylation. Gene Ontology annotation, molecular function: protein kinase activity; ATP binding. The coding region runs from base 1 to 2514 and encodes 837 amino acids. NCBI's taxonomy places the organism in Eukaryota, Fungi, Basidiomycota, Microbotryomycetes, Sporidiobolales, Sporidiobolaceae.
AUGGCUAGCUUGCUGCACCAGCUCAGAGCGCUGCGGUCCAUCCGCACCCCAGUCCUACUCCCCGUCCCCGACAACGUCGCCAGCUCGUCGACCAGCCAACAUCAACCGUUCCACCGCCUCGACGCCUGCGGCUUCGUCGUGUGCAAGCCCGACCUCGCACAGGUCCUGAGCGAACAGCUGUGCGGCGCGCUCGAGCAGCAGGCGGCUGGCUCCUGCCUUCCGGGCCGCACCGUCGACAUGCUUCAGCUCGCGCUAGACGACUUCCACGACAAGGCGCCCCUGUCCGACUACCACGACGCCAUGAUCGCGCACAGUCAUGUCGACCUCGUUCGAGCCCUCGAGGCCGUCGUGCCCGACCUCGAUGUCCUCGUCGGCAUCUCGCAGCAGCGCACGACCCGGGCCCUCGCCAUACCGCAACGCGCCGUCCCUGCACACGAUCCGCAAGGGUACGCUGUCGCGGCGCGCAUCAAGCCAGACCUGACGCUCGCCCGCCAGUUUCGCCCGAGCCUGAGCGAGCAGGCCGUCGUCACGAUCGAGGUCAAGACGCCGAGCGCGUCGGAGCCCGUGUCGGGCCUCUUUGCGCGCACGGCACAAGCCCUGCAGGACGGCGACGUCGUGCGGUGGAGUGAGCUCGAGGACGCCGACGUCCGCUCCGUCCUGAAGAAGGAAAUCGUCGCCGCCGUGUCGUACGGCCACAACAUGUUCGUCCUGUCCGACCUGUACACCUACCUCGUCGGCGCCAUCGUCUGGACCAGCACGGACCAGUACCACGUCGUCGUCUCGGGCCUCGAGCGCGUCUCGCCCGACCUACCCGACUCGAGCAAUUUCCUCUUGACGCUCCUUGGCGCCUUCUACGACCAGCACCUCGCCCUCACGGCGGGGCUCGCUCUCGAGGUUCGACGGCUCGUCGACGCCGCCACCGCGAGCCAAGCACGGCGCGCGCCUGCUCGUGCGGUCGGCCCGUCUUUCGUCGCCGAUAGCAACGCUCCACCAGCUCCUCGUCGCACUUCUCGAAACCAGUCAACGGUCAAUGGCAGUACUCGGUGCGCCGGCUUGACCGAGCUGUUCUCGUCCAAGAUUCUCGUCUGCACCUACCCCGACGGCACCUCCUUCCGCGCUCGGCGUGUCCUCACCUCGCCCUCGCCCUCGCCCUCGCCGACGCCCUCGUCCGCGCGCACCCAUUCGCCGACCUCGUCGCUCACCUCGAGCGCCUCCUCCACCUCCCUGCCCCCCAACCCUUCUCCGCGCUCAUCUCCUCUCGACUCGCUCGUCGGCGCCGGUCUCUCAUCCUACGUCUACUCGUUCACGCUCGACAGCGUACCGUGCGUGGCCAAGGUCGCACGUCGCGGGCUCGACGCCGCGCACGCCGUCGAGCGCGAGAUCUUCUGGUCGACGCGUCCAGACGUCGCUGCCCUCGCGCGCGACGACAACCUCGUCCUCGUCGAGGCGGUGUACGAGCGAGAGGGCGACGGGCGGCCCGUGCUGCUCAUGCGCGACGGCGGGCGGGCGUUGGAGCGGUGGGAGGAGCUGGAUCGCGAGCAAAGCACCUCACUUGUCCUCUCGGUCCUGCGCCUGCACCAGCUCGCGCACCUCGUCCACGGAGACCUCGCGCCUCGCAACGUCGUCGUCCCGGUCCCGGUUCCCUCUUCCUCCUCGUCCCCAGCCUCGCCCUCGACUCGUCCCCCUCGCCCAUCGCCGACGCCUCGCCUCAUCGACCUCGGCCACGCCACCGAGCACGAUCGGGCGUGCAAGGGCCGCGAGUGCGCCGAGGUGCGGCAACUCGUCGGCGAGCUCGCGCUCGAGCCGCUCGAGCUGGACGAGGUCGGGCGCAGGGCGGCGAGCGAGGGGCUAGUGUGCGAGCGAGCGAGCGAGCGCGCGCCGCACAUCCCCUCCUCGAACGCCGCCGCCGCCGCCGUCCACCUGCGCGACUUGCUCGCCACGAGCUCUCGCGCACGAGUCUACACGUGCACCCUCGACGACGACGACGAGCCGUACGUCGUCAAGAUCUCGCGCGGCGAGGGCGCCGACGAGCUCGAGCACGAGGCGCUUCUCCUCGCGCGCAGCGAGGUGCGAGCGCUCGGGGACGACGUCGCCCAAGCCGAGGCCGCCUUCUGCACGGCCGACGGCCGCAUCAUGCUCGUUGAGCGAGACGGCGGCGAUGCGCUCGAGAUGUGGGACGACCUGACGGAGCGGCAGCGCACCUCACUCGUCCUCUCGGUCCUGCGCCUGCACCAGCUCGCGCACCUCGUUCACGGCGACCUCGCGCCGCGGAAUGUCGUCGUCCCACCUCCGUCCUCCUCGCCCUCGUCGCCCUCGAUCUCGCCCUCGACUCGUCCCCCUCGCCCAUCGCCGACGCCCCGUCUCAUCGACCUCGGCCAUGCCGCCGAGCACGAUCAGGCGUGCAAGGGCCGCGAGUGCGCCGAGGUGCGGCAACUCGUCGGCGAGCUCGCGCUCGAGCCGCUCGAACUGGACGAGGUCGGGCGCAGGGCGGCGAGCGAGGGGCUCUUGUGGUAGACGGAGGAGGGGUGUGCGGCUCUCUCUGUGCUGUUGCUAUUUCAUUC